UAGCAAGCGCGCCAUCGAAGGUAAAAAUGAGCCAGGACCAGCCGCGGAGGCCGGAGCAGGGCCAAGCCGGCCGCGAGCCCAUCAAGUACGGCGACGUCUUCCCCGUCUCCGGCGACCUCGCCUCGAAGCCCGUCGCGCCGCAGGAUGCGGCGAUGAUGCAGACCGCCGAGACCGUGGUCUUUGGCCAGACCCAGAAGGGCGGCCCUGCCGCCGUAAUGCAGUCCGCUGCCACCAGGAACGCACGGGCCGGUCUGGUUGGCCACCGCGACGCGACGGAUGUCGCCGCAGACCAGGGCGUCACCGUCACGGAGGCCAACGUCCCCGGCCAGCGAAUAGUCACUGAAUCGGUGGCGGGACAGGUUGUUGGGCAAUACGUCGAACCCAAGCCGGUGCAGCACGUGGCACCGGCAGCCGUGGUGGAGCAGGGCACGCUCACCAUCGGCGAGGCCCUCGAAGCGGCAGCCCAGACGGUGGGAGACAAGCCGGUGGAUCAGGGCGAUGCGGCGGCGAUUCAGGCAGCGGAGGUUAGGGCGACUGGCAGCAAUGUCAUAAGUCCCGGGGGCCUAGCCGCUUCCGCUCAGUCCACGGCGGCUCACAACGAGCGGGUCGACAGGGAUGAGGACAAGAUCAAAUUGGGUGCCGUCUUGACGGGUGCGACGGACAAGCUGCCGGCCGACAAGGUGGCGACGAGGCAAGAUGCCGAAGGGGUGGCGAGUGCGGAGCUGAGGAACAACCCGACCUGGUGACUCAGCCGGGUGGCGUGGCGGCCUCGGUCGCCGCCGCCGCCCGACUCAACGAAGCUGUCAACCUUUGAGACUAAGGGUUCGGAGAGGAAGCUUUGCGACUUUUGACGAAAUGGGUUCGUGCGUUUUGUUUUCUUUUGGUGUUUUUCCUUCGUUCUUUGGGAAGUGAAGCGGCUCGAUGUAGAUGUCGGAUGCAACAUCUAUCCGCCUGGGAUGGUGUUUUUUUGGGGGAACUUUUUGCUUCCUCUGUUAUCUUUGUUUCAAUUGCAGUCUUUGUAUUCAAUCUGCAAGCGUUCGUUCA
Eucalyptus grandis is the source of this 1044-nucleotide messenger RNA. RefSeq names its product late embryogenesis abundant protein D-34. The transcript has 3 exons. Bases 27 to 746 code for a protein of 239 amino acids. The record is from RefSeq and is a predicted model, not a curated record. NCBI's taxonomy places the organism in Eukaryota, Viridiplantae, Streptophyta, Magnoliopsida, Myrtales, Myrtaceae.